AUGAUCGAAACGACUGACUUGUGUACGUCGACAGGUCGCCCGAGUGCAGCCGAGGCCCCGUGCGCCACCGACGCGGGCCACCAGUCCCGAGAACUCGGAUAGUGACAAUAGCCCGGCCUCGGUGAAGGUCCAGGAAGAGAGCGGCGCCACCGUGCAGGAUAACAAGAAGAGCGCCCUACGCCGCCUCUUCGUCGAUUCCCGUGCCAAGGGCGGCAAAGGCGGCAAGGGCGGCAAGGGCGGCAAAGGCGGCGGAAAGUGCGGUAUCUACGUAGAGGAGUACACCUCGAACACGCCCACGGGCAGCGAGAGUCCGUACAAGCGUCCUUCACCCGUUGUCGUCGCAGCCGCUACCGUCCAGCCGGUCAUUCUCGAGCGCACCGAGGACAAGAGACUCGGCUUCCCGGCCCUCACCUACGUCAACGGCAUGCCCAGGCUCGUUUGCAGGCUCGAGCUCAGCAGACUCGGGCACGUACCGAAGCCCGCGAGGGGGCAGGAGAUCAGACAGAGGACCGAGAUGCCCGACACGAGGCCAUCCUCGAGACAACAACCGAGCGCCCUGACGACAACGCAGAGUCAAUCGCAGAGGCCAACGACGCCGGAGGAAGGCGAGAUCGUAGAGUCUCGUGGCAGCGGGGCCAGCAUCCCCGCGGUGGCCCAGGACAGCGACUCGGUGACCGCGCCCGCGAAAGUCGGCAGCGGCAUUGGUCUUGGCGCAGGUGUCACCGGCAGCGUUGGUGUCGGCAUCGGCGUUGGCGUGGGUGUUGGCGUUGGCGGCAGAGUCGGUAUCAAGACCGAUGUGCCGGACGUCAUCAAGUCCGUGGACGCGAAGCCGAUCGCGUCGAUGGGAGAGGCCGCCGGAACCGGGAGUGGCGUAGGCAGCCUCGGAGCCAAAACUAGCGGCCACGGGGAAACCUGCGAACUCGCGACCACCGGCAGUGGCGUCAAGAGGAAACGCAAGGAGAGCUGCAGCUCGGUCUCGAGCCUCGGCACCGUCUGCUCCCUCGACACGAAGGUGAAGAUCGAGUCCAAGGAGGAGAAGAAAAAGCGCAAGAGGAAGCACCAAGAGCAGGAGAGCCUCGCCAGGUUCUCCGCGAGCCAGCAUAACGACGCACAACCGACGAAUCACGAGCGGGAAGAUAAACCUGACAUGAGUCUCUUGCCGCCGCCGCCGCAACGCGUCUUCUAUUCCUACUUUUAUAUGCAGAACGACGUAUCGGAAGACCUGGACAGCUAUCAGGAGCAGUACUUGGCCGAGGCGAAGCGACUCAAGCACAGCGCCGACGAAGAGAGCGAUGUGACGACGCAGGGUUUGCUCUACCUCGAGGGCGCCAUCUACUUUAUCCUCACGGGACAAGCCAUGGAGUCGGCUCACAUGUCCGAACGCGCCGCCUACAGGAUAUUCAUAGCAACGAAGUUUCAAGUUCAGCCGAACAACUCCGUCGAGAGUAACAUACACAUUAAGCUACUUAUAUUGAGCUUAUGGUGUCAGUCCCUCAUAUACCAGAAGCUUUUCAACCUGAAGAAGGCCGAGAUAAAGGAGAAUCACCUGCUGCUAGCCGAGUAUCAUCAGAAGCAGGUGCUCGUGCAGCCGGAGGGCCAGGGCACGCCGUCCCUCUCGCCGACGCCGUCGCCCGCGGGCUCGGUCGGCUCGGUCGGCAGCCAGAGCAGCGGCUACAGCAGCGGUGAGCUUGCCAACCGCGGCCUCGCCAACGGCCAGGCCCCGGUACCCACCUACGUCAGCGUGCCCCUAAGCAUCCACAACGCCAUGCAGAAGCAGCACAACGACAUGGGCAUGCUAAUGAGCUCGCACGAGAAGUGGGACAAGGCCUGCGCCCUCGUCACCGACAAGCACAGAGACUUCUUCAUCGAGCUGGACGAGACGUUGGGGCCCCUCACGCCCAAGAGUUCCCUCACCGAUUUGGCCCGUUACGUGCAGGCCGGCAUUAAAAAGCUGCGCGCCCUUUGACCCAAGUGGCACAGCCCCCGGCCACCCACCCCGAGCUACGUAUCCUCCCUGCCCCACAACAUCGCUAGCUACCCGAGCGUCGUCUACACGUAGAGAGAGAGAGAGAGAGAGAGAGAGAGAGAGAGAGAGAGAGAGAGAGAGAAAGAAUGGGACGAGUCGAGCAGCGGCACAGCACGUGGCUCAUUUGCUUUUUGUACGCCAUGAGACGGGGCCGGUCGUGCCUUCUCCCCGGUACAUCCAACACGAAAAGCCCUACUUUCUUUCUUCUCUUC
Ceratosolen solmsi marchali is the source of this 2238-nucleotide messenger RNA. It is a transcript of the gene lilli, whose product is annotated as AF4/FMR2 family member lilliputian. The transcript is spliced from 8 exons. Lineage: Eukaryota; Metazoa; Arthropoda; Insecta; Hymenoptera; Agaonidae. The record is from RefSeq and is a predicted model, not a curated record. Gene Ontology annotation, biological process: regulation of gene expression. Gene Ontology annotation, cellular component: nucleus; super elongation complex. The coding region runs from base 425 to 1966 and encodes 513 amino acids.